CUAACUGUUUCUGUCAGAUCGAACUUUAGUCGGCGCCAACGGUUCUAAGAAAACGAAUCUCAUCGAAACGAUCAGACGGCAUCCCGGGGGUUUUUUCGCCUAACAUAACCUAACCACCGCAACCACAAACGAGCUGCAACUGUCCCAAGGAUGCCGAAGAAAAGUGCUUUCUUUUACUUUAUGAUGGAGUGCCAACGGCGAGAAGCACUCAAAGGUCGUGUGUUCCGGAAUCUGGCUGAAGUGGCCGAGGCAGCCGAUGAAAUUUGGCAGCAAAUGGAUGUGGCCGAACGUGCGCCAUACGUUCAGCGGGCGAAUCCGUCUCACCACGCACUACCUAAGCCGCAGGGACAGCCGGCGCUGGCCAAGGUUGCGGAAAAGGAUCUGCUGGGUAAACGGAUUCAGGCGGCUGGCAAGGAACUCGGCAGCGAAACCUUUAUCCUUAUCUCGAUCGGUUACUACUGCCGUACGCUGGACAAUGUGUACUUUCCGGCAGAGAUUGGUGCGGUAAAGUUCGGGCUAGCGGCUGGCGUAGCGAAACGGUUCCAUGCAAUCGUUGAUCACCCGAAACUUCCGACCGGUAUGGCGUACGAAGCGAAGCUACAGUCGGAGAUGACCCAUGCCUUACCGUUACCACCACACGGUUUGGCAGAAAUGGAUGGGUCGGAAAUAGCAUCCAAAUUGAUCAGCUUUUUCGACGCGAAAGAUGACCGUCUGCCGGUGCUGUUUACGGCGGCGAAGCAAAUGUCUGCGGUGGAAGCUAUACUUCUGGACAUGUUGGGCGACCGGAUCCGCGAGCAGAAGCUGCGAAUUUGCUCCGUAGCGGAGCUGUACUGGGAGCUGCAGCAAGCUGCAGUAUCGUUCGACGAAGGAACAACGGAACCAUUUAAGAUGCUGCAAAUGGCGCAGAACCGUCUUGAUGAUGAUGUUUUCAGCUAUACGGAAGGCAUUAGCUGCGAUUACCACGAGUCUCACGAAUUGCUAGUGCACUGUGAACUGUCCGAGUGCAUCCGUUGGGCGUUUACUAUUGCGCGCGACUGUUGCCCGGAGCUGGGCAUCGAGCUGAUCCCGGGCAAGCAUCGUCCGGGUACGAAGGAAGGUGAAGCACCUUUUGGUGAGGAAUUGAAGGAUGACGAUACAGGGGAAUCGAAGCAGGACGAAUUGGAACAAGCGGUUGAGGCAAAGGUCUCAAAUGAGCCCAUUUCCAACGGUAAAGCUUUGAAUAAGCAGCAAAUUUUGACCCGUGAACUGUUGUCAGAGUUCGAUGCGCUCGCAGAGAAAAUGCGAGCGUUGCGUUUGAAUGAUUAAGGUGCAAAGAGUUUGCCCCUUAUUUGUUUAUUUAUUUAUUAAUCAGUAACGGAAUUGGUUCCUAAGUGCUCUUUGAGAUUACGAUGUAGAGCUGAUGAGAUGUUGUAAUGUAUCGUAUUUACUGCUUCAUAUAUUAUUGUAUUAACCUUUCCUGGUUCUGACAGGACAAUAUUUCAUUUCUGAUUUGGUAACGCUAAACGUUGCCGAGUAGCAUUGCUCAAAGUGAAGGGUGAGAUAAUAUUUAGAAUAUAUGAUAUGAGAUAAUAUUUAGAAUUGUUCGCAACAGAAUUAUGACCAUUAAAUGAAAAUCAUUGUCAAACACA
Anopheles stephensi (Asian malaria mosquito) is the source of this 1628-nucleotide messenger RNA. Its product is annotated as protein maelstrom homolog. Gene Ontology annotation, cellular component: P granule; nucleus. Gene Ontology annotation, molecular function: sequence-specific DNA binding. The record is from RefSeq and is a predicted model, not a curated record. Bases 151 to 1305 code for a protein of 384 amino acids. The transcript is spliced from 3 exons. Gene Ontology annotation, biological process: spermatogenesis; regulation of miRNA-mediated gene silencing; male meiotic nuclear division. Lineage: Eukaryota; Metazoa; Arthropoda; Insecta; Diptera; Culicidae.